AUGGCGCUUGCCCUGCCCAACGAUGUCGCGAAGGUCGGAGCGGAGGGGACUGUGAAGCUCUUCGGCAAGUGGGAUGCCCAGGACAUUGAGGUCAAGGACAUCUCCCUUAUCGACUACAUCAACGUCAGCCACGCUGUCUACGUUCCCCACACCGCCGGCCGUUAUGCCAAGAAGCAGUUCGCCAAGGGACGCAUGCCCAUCGUCGAGCGAUUGGUCAACGCCCUCAUGAUGAACGGCCGGAACAACGGAAAGAAGCUCAUGGCUGUCCGUAUCGUCCAACACGCCUUCGAGAUUGUCCACCUCGUCACCGAGCAGAACCCCAUUCAGGUUUUGGUCGAUGCUAUCGUCAACACUGGUCCCCGCGAAGACUCCACCCGUAUCGGUUCGCAGGGUACCGUCCGUCGUCAAGCCGUCGACGUGUCGCCUCUCCGCCGAGUCAACCAGGCCGUUUCCCUCCUCACCAUCGGUACCCGUGAAUCCGCUUUCCACAACUCCAAGUCGGUCGCCGAGUGCCUCGCCGACGAGCUCGUCAACGCCGCCAAGGGAUCGUCCAACUCGUACGCCAUCAAGAAGAAGGAUGAGCUCGAGCGUGUCGCCAAGUCCAACCGAUAA
Messenger RNA from Dioszegia hungarica, 612 nucleotides. Its product is annotated as ribosomal protein S7 domain-containing protein. Gene Ontology annotation, biological process: translation; ribosomal small subunit assembly. Gene Ontology annotation, molecular function: rRNA binding; mRNA binding; structural constituent of ribosome. Bases 1 to 612 code for a protein of 203 amino acids. Lineage: Eukaryota; Fungi; Basidiomycota; Tremellomycetes; Tremellales; Bulleribasidiaceae. Gene Ontology annotation, cellular component: ribosome; cytosolic small ribosomal subunit. The record is from RefSeq and is a predicted model, not a curated record. The transcript has 5 exons.